Monomorium pharaonis (pharaoh ant) is the source of this 2064-nucleotide messenger RNA. Its product is annotated as CTD nuclear envelope phosphatase 1 homolog. The coding region runs from base 503 to 1234 and encodes 243 amino acids. The record is from RefSeq and is a predicted model, not a curated record. The transcript is spliced from 5 exons. Gene Ontology annotation, molecular function: protein serine/threonine phosphatase activity. NCBI's taxonomy places the organism in Eukaryota, Metazoa, Arthropoda, Insecta, Hymenoptera, Formicidae.
CGCAGUGCGCACAGAAAAAUUGGGUCGAUGCGCGGAAGAUGGCGGUCGUUGCAUGAUGCGCGUAAAGAGGCUCGGUACUCGGUACUUGGGUCUUGUGAAAAAACAUGAGGGAACCACGGUGAGGUGCGUCGACACGUGCAAAAGACGACCCGUAAAAACACCAUAAAAAGGGACGCUCUCUCGGAACGACUCAUAAUCUGCUCUCAUUUACUUGAUCGCGGAGCGGUGUUGGCAAAUUUGUUUAUGAGCUAAGCGGUAGCGGAGUAAUCUUCGAUUCUGUUGUCGAUUCUUCGCGGGCACUCGCGGCGAACAGACUACCGCGCUCACGCGAUUCUUGUGCCGAGUGUCAGGUCGAGCAGAGUGACAGGACAGAGAACACGCAGCAGUAGGGGGGGAGGGGGAAAGAAAAAGGAGCACACAAGUACGUACAUCCGCAGCGGACAGAUUCGACACUGGAGAUAAAGUGUUGCCGGACUUCGGCCCGGUGAGAAGAACAGUAGAGAUGCUGAAGCAAUUGCAGAUGGGGAUGAGAGCUUUCCUCUUAAUGGCCUCCCGCGUGUGGACCUGCAUCUGCUUUCUACUCAAGAAGCAGGUUAGAGCCAUCUCACAGAUGCAGCCAGUCAAAUACGAGAUCUUCCCACUUUCACCUUUAUCUAGGCACAGACUUAGUAUAGUUAAAAGAAAAGUAUUAGUACUGGAUUUAGACGAAACAUUAAUUCAUUCUCAUCACGAUGGAGUAGCAAGGCCAACUGUCAGGCCUGGAACACCUCCAGAUUUUGUUCUUAAAGUGACGAUAGACAGACAUCCUGUUAGAUUUUUUGUCCAUAAAAGACCACACGUAGAUUUCUUCUUGGAUAUUGUUAGUCAGUGGUACGAAUUAGUAGUUUUUACUGCAUCCAUGGAAAUAUAUGGGGCAGCAGUUGCAGAUAAAUUAGAUAAUAACAGAGGUAUUUUAAGGCGCAGAUAUUAUAGACAACAUUGUACGCCAGAAAUGGGUUCCUAUACCAAGGAUUUAUCAGCAAUCUGUUCAGAUCUCUCGUCAGUCUUUAUUCUUGAUAACAGCCCAGGAGCUUACAGAGCCUAUCCACACAACGCGAUACCCAUUAAAUCAUGGUUUAGCGAUGCGGGAGACACCGCUUUAUUAAGCUUACUUCCAGUCUUGGAUGCUCUUCGUUUCACGCAAGAUGUACGAUCGGUUCUUUCAAGGAAUUUACACUUACAUCAUACUUGGUAGCAUAGUCGAGAUUGAACGAUACACUACUAUAUUCUAGAAUUGAAACUUCUAGCAGUUUCAAUUAGGGUGUCUAGCCUAGGAUUAUUAUUGUUAUUAAUUAAUAGCAACAUUAGGUCGCUGUUCAUAUGAGAGACAAUGAUAGUCUCUUUCUUCAGUCCUUGUUUUUUUUUAUACUCAAACAGCGGCGAAUAAAUACUGAAGAAAAUGGCAUUCAGCCAAUAAUACAUCAGCACAAAACAUCCUAGGAUAAUUCUUUGCGUUGUAUAGUCCACGUGUGCAAAAUCAUAAAGCAAAUUCUUUACUUUUUCCUGUAUAUUAUAUAAAUCUUUGCCAAAGACCAAAAUAUGAAAAUAAGAUAGAAUCGCACUAGCCAGCAAGAUUUUUUUUCGUGUUAGAUAAGAAUUGUAUACUUAAACUUCUUAUAUAUUUUUUGGUAGCACACAGCAUGGAAGAUAAAUUGUUUAAAUAUUUUUGUUAUUAUAUUAUUGACCUAGGAUGUACAUAUAUAUAUAUAUAUAGAAAGAGAGGGGGGGAAGGAUAAAAAAGAGAGAUGUACCUAAGUCAAAUGAAUUUCGCUGUAACUCACUGUAUCAGUGAGGCAGCUGUGUCCUGGUUUAUAUUUAAAAGAAAAAGUAUUAAUGUAAAACCAGGAAAUAAUGUACAUCUGUUUUCGUCAAGACUUCCGCGAUGUGGAAUAUUAUAUGUAUGAUGUAUAAGGUUGAUUGUGUUGUGCUCUUACAAGAGAAGAAUUUAUAAUAUGCGACUCACUAAUACAUUUGGUUCUUCCAUAAAAUGAUUACAAUUAAUAAACAAGAAAAUAUAAUGUUCAA